GCACUAGAACUAGAAGAGAGUGGCAUAAUUAGGUAGAGCUUUUGCAUAUCAUCACCGCAUUCAUCGCCAUCAUCAUCAUCGAUAUCAUUACCAUCAAGCUAGCUAGGGUUAAGGGAGAGAUGUCCCAGAAGGUAGCAGCCGAGGAUAGUCCAAAGGCGUGGUCGGGUCCGACCGCCAAGGAGCCGCUGGUGGCGGCGGUGGUGGUUAGAGAGUACGAGGAGGAGAGAGACAAGGCGGGCGUGGAGAGAAUGGAGAUGCGAUGCGAAGUCACGGGACAGAGAUCGGGACCAGACAACAAGAAGAAGGCGAAGAGGAUGAAGAAGAAGAAGAAGGCAAUUCUGGUGACCGACCUCUUGGGCGACCCCCUCUGUCGCGUCCGAAGCUUCACAUUGCAUGUCAUGCUGGUUGCGGAGUGGGGAGAGGGUGGAGAAAUAGUUGGGGUGAUCAGAGGGUGUAUCAAGAGAGUGAAAAUUAGAGGGAACAACAAUAACCCAUCGUCGUCGUCAUCAGAUUAUGUGACGGCUGCUAAUGUUCUGGGGCUCAGGGUUUCUCUUUCUCACAGGAGGCAUGGCAUUGCCACAAGACUGGUCCAAGAAAUAGAGAGAUGGUGCAAGCGGCACGGUGCGGAUUACGCCUACAUGGCCACGGAUGCCACCAACGCACCCUCCCUCAAACUCUUCACCACCAAAUGCGACUUCACCAAGUUCCGCACCCCGACCCUGCUGGUGCGACCUGUCCACGCUCACCGCGAACCGCCGGGCCCGGACGUCUCCAUUGUCCGGAUCGCCCCGAGGCUUGCCGAGUCGAUGUAUCGGCACGUCCUCGCUGGCUCCGACUUCUUCCCCGAGGACAUGGACGAGAUUGUCGCACACGCCCUCAGUUUGGGCACGUUUGUGGCGAUCCCCAAGGAGUCGGCCCACACGUGGGACCCGGAGUCGGGGACAUUGCCACCGUCGAGUUUCGCCGUCAUGAGCGUGUGGAACACCAAGGGAGUGUAUAACCUCCGAGUGAAGGGCGCUUCCAGGCUCAUGCACGCGUGCUGCGCCGGGAGCAGAAUGCUGGACUCGUGCAUGCCGUGGCUGAGGAUACCUUCGUUCCCCGACGUGUUCAAGCGAUUCGGGUUCUACUUUCUGUAUGGUUUGUACAUGACGGGGGAACACGGGCCGAGCCUGAUGAAGUCGCUCUGCGAUUUCGCGCACAACAUGGCGAAGGACGACGCCGGGUGCGGCGCCGUGGUCGCCGAGGUGGGGCCGGAGGACCCGGUCAAGGCAGCGAUCCCUCAUUGGAAGAGAUUUUCGUGGUCGGAAGACGUAUGGUGCAUCAAGCUCCUUCAGGAGGAACUCGUCCAAAAAUGUGGGGGUUUGGAUUGGGUUCACAUGUCUAAGGGUCAAUCCCCAGUACUCUUUGUUGACCCUCGAGACGUUUGA
Syzygium oleosum is the source of this 1427-nucleotide messenger RNA. RefSeq names its product probable N-acetyltransferase HLS1. NCBI's taxonomy places the organism in Eukaryota, Viridiplantae, Streptophyta, Magnoliopsida, Myrtales, Myrtaceae. Bases 120 to 1427 code for a protein of 435 amino acids. The transcript has 3 exons. Gene Ontology annotation, molecular function: acyltransferase activity, transferring groups other than amino-acyl groups. The record is from RefSeq and is a predicted model, not a curated record.